Messenger RNA from Rhopilema esculentum, 2070 nucleotides. Lineage: Eukaryota; Metazoa; Cnidaria; Scyphozoa; Rhizostomeae; Rhizostomatidae. The record is from RefSeq and is a predicted model, not a curated record.
UUGUCGUCUAUUUAGAAAUUUAAACUAAAUUAAUUAGUUUUCUUUUCAUGUUCUUCUUCCAUUAGCAGCUACCGACGUUGUAUUCUUAAACAAAUCUGAAUUCAUAAAUAUCACUUUGAGCCAAUGGCGAUACCCCGUGACGUUUAGAUUGAGAUUUCGCACCACUCAGGCAGAUGGCCUUCUUCUUGGCACAAGACAAGGCCCUGAUGGCUUUCAUAUUUCAAUCGAAGACGGCUAUCUUAAGGUCCACUUACAGCCCGGACAAGUUUUCUAUCUUGGAAAAGGCCUUCUUCACGACGCCCAAUGGCAUUUCUUGACAAUUAAGAUAUCAAAGGCAGUAGUUGACAUCACCCUUGACAGAAGAUCGAGUGAGACAUGGAAUGGUGGCCAGCACCUGCAACUUAUCAGCUUCCCCAUUUACAUAGGAAGCAUUCCAGGGUAUCAAGAACAGUCAACCUCUGCGAAAAUCCAUUCUUUUGUUGGAUGUCUUCAAGAUAUCUAUGUGGCUGAGAUAGAUGUUAUUUAUAAAAUGCUUUAUACUGGAGAUUCCACGUUAUCUUAUACAAAAGAUAUUCUAAAACAUUGUCCAAUGAGGCAAGAGAGCUUAGAAGAAGCUAGAAAGCGGAUUUUUGCUGAGAAAUUGCGAAAGCCGUCUACCAAGGCACCUUCAACGCAACAUCAAAAUGAAAUGAUAAGAAAUGCGAAGCGAGCAGACGGCAAACCGACGAAGCAAGUCAGUCAGGAAUCGAAAAGUCAUGCAAAACUUGCAGCUGAAAAUAACAAGGAUCUGAUCGCCUGGAUUACAAGUGGGGUUGUCAGUGGUACAAUCGUGCUUAUGAUAAUGACAGCUUGUGCUAUACACUACUUUAAAUUCAAGUACGAAAACAUUUUUGUAGCUAGAAUGCAUGAACAGGAAAACAUGCAAGAACAACAGCAGAGUUUAAGUAGUAUGCAAAUGUUCCCGAAACAGCAGGCUGUCGUAUUUUUACCUGAAAAGCAGGUCACUAAGGUUGUCAAUCUUUGAUCAAACUCAAUCUUUGAUCAAGCAGUUACUGAGAUUAUGAUAAAGCUAUUAAUUGGUUUGACUUGUUUCAUUGAUUGGUUACACUCAGAAUAGCAAAACAUUGAAGAUAUGCAAUUUUGAAGUAUUGAAAAUUUACCUUCCUAUUCGGUUUAUCGUAAAUUGUUGCAUUUGCGAGAUGAAAACUGAGUUUAAUGCUCAAUUAAUUCGAACUGAAUCUAAUUCUAUAAAGCCCUGAAAGACAAAAUCACAAAAAUGACUUUUCUAGUGUUUUGCAGAUAAUAAAAGCAGAAUUGUUUCAAAGAUAAGCUCAACGCUGUAGUUAUAUGGAGUUUAUAUAUUCAAGUUUGCUAUUUCAAAAGUUUCUAAAAAAGCUUAACUUUAAUUUUAUUUCAUGAUCUCAGAGCUUAUGAUUGAAUAAGCAUGAUGUUACAUUUCCUGGGCCAAAAACGUUUGAUCGCUUCAUUUUGUUUAGGAAAAACCUUCUGAUACUUCAUUUUGGGCAGAAUGUACAGUUAUCAUCAUAAAAAUCUUUGAGGUUGUCAAAGUAAAUUACUUCUAAAUCAUGAAAGAAUCUGUUGUAAUCGAAAAUAUGAGUGUAAAAUAUGCCAAAAAAGUGUACACAGCUUUUCUUUCUUCUAGAUUAUUAUAAUUAAAUGGUCAAAAAAAUAUCCAUGCAUGUAUGAUGUUAAUAAGAUCUCUGUCUCAGGAUUAUAUCGUUAUUCUUGAACAGUUUGCAGAUUUGAAAUAUUUCCUGACCAAAGCCCUUGAUAUUUCAUGAAAAUAAUCUUCUCUAAAUUCGAGUCACUUUCAUGGUCUAUAGCCUUUCAACUUUCCAAUAAACUAGGCUCCUCAAGAAGGUCGUCAUUUUCAUAGCUAAUAGAUUUGCAUAUUUCAAGAACAUAGUGGUCUAAUUCUCAAAACGUCUUGGAAGGGUCAACUUUUGAUACAAAAAUGUAAGGCUAAAAGAUUGUAAACAUCAUAUAAUUUCUCUAAACGUUUUUUAAAAAAUGGCGGUUCUAAAUGAUCAGAAAAAACAAAGUCGAGUA